Lytechinus variegatus (green sea urchin) is the source of this 1325-nucleotide messenger RNA. Its product is annotated as peroxisomal (S)-2-hydroxy-acid oxidase GLO3-like. The record is from RefSeq and is a predicted model, not a curated record. The coding region runs from base 32 to 1183 and encodes 383 amino acids. Gene Ontology annotation, molecular function: oxidoreductase activity; FMN binding. The transcript is spliced from 8 exons. Lineage: Eukaryota; Metazoa; Echinodermata; Echinoidea; Temnopleuroida; Toxopneustidae.
AGGCCUAUUCAUUUUACAGCCGAUGAAGUAAAUGAUGGAAGGGGAAGAAAAAGAAUUCUACAACAUCUUGGACUAUGAGCAAGAAGCAGCGAAGAUUCUUCCUCCAGAAUUCACUGUGUACUAUAACUUCGCCAGAGAGAGGGGCUGGUGCUACCAAGAUUCCAUGAAAGCAUUUUCAAGAUAUAGAAUUAGGGCGCGGAACUUGGAGGAUGUAUCGCAACGAUCUUUGUCCACCACCAUCCUAGGGGAACCCAUCCCUCAUCCUAUUGGGGUUGCACCUACUGCCUGGCAUGCCGCGGCACACCCACAAGCGGAAACGGAAACAGCAAAAGGUGUGGCUGAGGCCGGCGCCCUUUUUAUCCUCUCGAUGAAUUCUACUUCCUCCAUUGCCGAAGUUGCCGAGGCAACAUCGAAUAGCUUAAAAUGGAUGCAAAUCUAUCUUUGUACCGAUCGCCUCCUGACCCAACAUGUGGUUCGUGAAGCAGAGAGGGCGGGCUUCAAGGCCCUAGUGAUAACUGUGGACUCACCACGCUCGGGGAGGGACAAGAAAUGCUAUGACAUCUUGGGAAGAAGUACCAAGGCAAACUCAUCAUCUUUCUGCAUGAAAAACUUUGAUGCCGAUAUACCGUCUGCCAGGGAAGCCAAAGAGUCGGGGGACAUCAAUUUCAAUAAUUACAGUUCACGUGUGCAAUUCAAUAAUAAAGCCACGUGGGACGAUGUAAGAUGGGUGAAAUCGAUCACAUCUCUGCCUAUCGUUUGUAAAGGCAUCCUUUCAGCUGAAUCGGCACAGGAAGCUGCUAACGCUGGGGUUGAUGGGAUACUGGUGUCAGCUCAUGGUGGAAGACAGAUGGAUGGUGCUCCUGCUCCGAUCGAUGCCUUGCCUGAGGUAGUCGAAGCAGUACGCGGUCGUGGCGUAGAGGUAUAUAUGGACGGAGGAGUAAGGACUGGGACGGAUGUCUUCAAAGCCCUUGGAAUGGGGGCAAGAGCGGUAUUUGUAGGGAGACCUAUUCUGUGGGGACUAGCUUGCAAGGGGGCAACGGGCGUUACUCACGUUUUGGAAAUUCUGCGAAGUGAGUUAGAGUCAGUCUUUGACAAUAGCGGUUGUACACGUCCUGAUAUGAUCCCACCCGGUAUGGUCGUUCAUGAAUCAUACUACCAUCAUCCAUUACAAAGCAAAAUAUGAAAUAGAUAGGCCUAAAGUAAACAAAUACUUGCCAUCUUCAGACUGUAGAUCUUCUGACUGGAGUGUAACGUUAUGGUUAUGUUCCGCCCACCACAAUCAGCAAUCGCCUUUUUUCGAGUCAAACAUAUACAAUUCUUCACAU